Molecule: messenger RNA, 1068 nt
Organism: Myotis davidii
Lineage: Eukaryota; Metazoa; Chordata; Mammalia; Chiroptera; Vespertilionidae
Product: butyrophilin subfamily 1 member A1-like
Exons: 4
Coding region: 1-636 (211 amino acids)
Molecular function (GO): protein binding
Source: RefSeq, a predicted model, not a curated record
AUGUUUGGAAAAAUGGAAUAUGAAGAUAUAGUAGAGAAAGAGAAGGUCCAAAUGAUUAGGCCUAGAUCAUUCUAUGCUGCUUGGAAGAAAGAAGAAUCGAGAGCUGUAAAUGUGAUCCUGGAUGCAGCCACUGCCCAUUCUGCCCUCCUCCUGUCUGAAAAUGGGAAACAAGUAACCUGGCAAGAGACUUGUCAGGAUCUACCCAGCUCCGCGCAGAGAUUUGACUCCCUUCCCUGUGUGCUGGGUCAGCAGGGCAUCAGCUCAGGGAAAUGCUACUGGGAGGUAGAGGUUGGGGACACACAGUCCUGGGACCUGGGAAUUUGUAGGGAUAAUGUAAAAAGGAAGGGGAGGGUCACAAUGUCACCAGGGAAUGGUUUCUGGGCCAUCAGGCUCUACAAUGGGGAAUACUGGGCUCUUACCUCCCCAGAAACUCAUCUUACUCUAAGAGAAAGACCCCUUAGUGUGGGGAUAUUCCUGGAUUAUGAGGCUGGAGAAGUAUCUUUCUGUAACAUGACAGAUGGGUCCUAUAUUUUCAGCUUUCCCAAGAACACAUUUAAUGGUGUCCUAAGACCACUUUUCAGACUUUGGUCCUCUGGCUCAGGGCCCUUGAGCAUCGUACAUGUGGAGGAGAAGUGACUAUGUACUUCAUAGGCCUACCCUUCCUUGAGUAAUAAUGACAUUGGGCCCCAAAGAUGAUCACAAUUCUCCCAGCAGCCACAAUUAUUUUUUUCUAUCUUACUGAUUCAUUCUCAAGAUGGAGCUAUGGCACACAGACUGAUUAAAAUCACUUGUAUUGCUUUCUCUUGCCUAAUUGCUCUGGCUAAGGUUUCCAGAACCAUGUUGAAGAAAAGUGGGCAUCACUGUGUUUCUGAUCUUAGAGAAAAAGCUUUCAACUUUUUACUACUGACAAUGAUAUUAGCCAUGUCAUAUGUGGCCUCCAAUACGUUGAGGUAGUUUUCCUUGAUACUCAGUUAGUUCAAAGUUUUUAUCAUGAAUGCAUAUUGAAUAUUGUCAAAUUGAUUUCCUUCAUCUAUUGAAAUGAUCAUAUAUUUGUCCUUCAUUUUCUUA